CAAACUAGGCAGGGUAUAAAGGGGCGCCUCUCCCAGCCAGCGACACUCACACACUCUCCCUCGUCACCGCCUCCUCCUCCCUGCCCUGCAUCAUGAAGUUAUUGGUGGUCGCUGCCCUGGGCCUGGCCUCGCUGGUCGCCGCACGCCCCAGCAAUGACAUCUUUGACUUCGAAGGUGACAACGCUGAGCACGAGCAGGAGGGCGUGGCGGGCAAGUCUGUCACUGGCGAGUACAAGUGGGAGAGUCCCGAGGGCCUUGAGUUUGAAGUGAAGUACAUCGCUGACGACAAAGGUUACCGCAUCCUUGAAUCCAACGCCGUGCCCGUAGCUCCUGUUGCUCCUGCCGCCCCCGCCCCCGCCCCUCGCGCCGCCGUAGAGGAGGAGGCCGAGGAGGAAGAGGGAGAGGAGGAGGAGGGUGAGGAAGAGGAGGGUGAGGAAGAGGAGGGUGAGGAGGAGGAGGGUGAGGAGGAGGAAGGCGAGGAGGAGGAGGGUGAGGAGGAGGAGGGUGAGGAGGAGGAGGGUGAGGAAGCUGAGGAGGAAGAAGAGGAGGAGUGAAGUGAAAUGUGUGGUUCUGUUUUCGUUUAUUUUUGUUGUGAGGUGAUGUGGGAGGAGGAGGAGGAGGAGGAGGAGGAGGAGGAGGACGAGGAGGAGGAGGAGGAGGAGGAGGAGGAGGAGGAGAACGCCAUUUCCUCCACGAAAACUCCAUAUAACACCUCCCCGCACCUCAAUGUACGUGUGUGUGCAUGUGUACGUGUGUGUGUGUUUACCUGUGUACGUGUUUAUAUGUGUGUACGAAUAUUGAUAAUAAAAAAAAACAUGAUAAGCGACA
Scylla paramamosain (green mud crab) is the source of this 828-nucleotide messenger RNA. Its product is annotated as cilia- and flagella-associated protein 251-like. The transcript is spliced from 3 exons. NCBI's taxonomy places the organism in Eukaryota, Metazoa, Arthropoda, Malacostraca, Decapoda, Portunidae. The record is from RefSeq and is a predicted model, not a curated record. Bases 93 to 554 code for a protein of 153 amino acids.